CAGAACUACUACAUGGCAAUUUCCCCGUAAUCUUCCACUACGUAUUGAUGCCACAGUAACUCCGUAAAACGGAGCUGUGAACAUCUAGUUCAAUGGUGUCUGCCUGCAUGCAGCCUACAAUAGCAACUUGCUGGAGUAUGAGGCCGGACAGAGGGCCUAAGAGCGCACACGAUAUGAGUUACGCUAACGACAAGCAUGAGAGGGUCUUCGCUCUUUCUAUGGUACUAAUAGGUUACCGACGACGGUUCGUAUCUUACCGGUAUCUCGACUCGAAGCGACACCGAGUGAAGGUUCGGUGCAAUGCAGGACGCUUCCGUACUAUCGCCGCCUAUGGAACGCGCCACGUGCUCGCCGCAGUCUCGCCACCGCAAGCGCCGCCUGCUGGAGGCCACGCAGCACGUGUCACCUCCUUCUGACCGUCUGUUGAUCGAAAAUACGGCGGCGCAAGUGGCGGUGACACAGAACUCGGAUCAGACCGAGGCAGUCAAUGCCUGCAUACGCGUUCUACGCAAUGUUAAGAACAGUGUGUAUCUACGAGCGCUGGCAGCGCGAGCUUUGGGGCUCCUGAUGCUACAGAAUCGAGCGCUGGCUGACCGAUUGCGGCUCGAAACCGAAGGAUUAGUGGACGCCUUAUUGCAAGUCGUCGGGUACUGUCGGCGUAGUCGUACACAUACGACGGACACCAGACGUGUACAUGUCAACUGUUGCCUCGUCAUUUCGCUGCUAAUGCAAGCUCCAUCGCAGCAGCACCUGCAGUUGGUGGUGUCGCUAGACUCGGAUCUGCUGGUCUUGCAACCGCUGCCUUCAGAGCGAGAAAGCGCGAAUCUUCUACUGACGGUUGCUGGUCGACCAGAAAGUGGGGAUAUCACGCGACCGACGGGUGAUGACGAUCGUGGAGUUGUGUUUGGUGCAGGUAGUAUUGAGAUUUUGAAUAGGAAGAAGAAAAUAAAGAAAAAGAGGAGACAAGCUGCGUCAUCUCCACCUCGAGCUGCGGGGAGUAAGAAUCAGCAGUCGCCACCACGCCAGCAGCGCCGGAAAAUCCCAUGGACUGAGCAUAACGUCAGUGCUCCCAGUGACCAUGAAGUUAUGGUUCCCCGCUCACCGGGUUCUGGAUAUCCGAGAAGCAAUAACGGCUGGUCAAUCAAUCGAGUUACUGGUGAUAAUCUGGCUGCAAACAUCGCUAGCAGAAACACGCCCAGCCGAUUUCUCAAAAUGGAACGCCAUCGCCUGGUGACGCCGAUAUUUCCUCGCCAAUGUAUACAGGAUAUACCGCUAAAUCCAUUACCGCUUAUCCAGCCAACCGGUGGUCAUCACAUGUCUGGAGACGAGGUGAUAUCGGAGCAAACAGACCAAGCAGAUGAAACUCAAGCUACAAUGCUAGAGAACGUAUUUCAGCCUCACCCCGCAUCUGACACGCUAUUGCACCCGAAGCACAUGUUGGAGAUCUUUCGCACUGGUCGAAUGCCACUCGCUUCCACAGCGUAUUUUCAACAGCACCUGCGAGACGGUGAUAUAGGCGACAAGGAAGGGAAACCAGUACCUAGUCGACUUCAAAUUACUCAAUGGGAUCAAUGGAAAAAGAGUCACCAUGAUGAAGACGACAGCGCGCGUGACGCCAUGACAGCCGUAUCUGCGAUGCCAAGAGAGCACCAUCAACCUGAUAAUAUCAUUAUCAACGGAGAUAGAACAGUAAACGCUUCUCCGACUAGACCAGGAGCCAAGAGACAGGUGAAGGUGCAAGCUGAAGAGCUUGGGCCAGCUACACCAGCGUUUAAUCGCCAGCGACUGCGGGAAAUCUUAACUUCUCCUGUGGACCCUAACGAGCAUAAUGUUCGCCAAUUGAGAACACUCGCGCAGCGAGUGAAUACUUCGGUGAUGACAUCGCUGGAGUCCGACAUCGAACGAGCUCGACACGAGGAGAACCGGACGCGGCAGGAAAUGCACUCAAUGAUUCAGCAAGAGCGUGAGCGACUGCCACUCAAGUUCCUCUUCCAUUUGCCUGGUGGUGCCGCAUACUGUCGACAUCGAAUGCGACGCGCUAUGGCGCUGUGGAUACUCGAAUUUGAAGAUAACCAGCGCCGUAUGGCACUCAUGCAGUGGAAAGCAUUCGUAGAGCACGCACGUUUUCUUGAGCGUGGGGAGGAAUAUCAUCGCCAGGCUACUAAAAGGCGUCUCAAAGUCGCCAUCGAGUACGUGUUGCGGGGUUACCAGCAACAAGGACUUCGCAAGUGGACUGAAGCUACACAAUUACUCAUCUGGCAUGACCGAGACACUGCAGCGAGGCGCAUCCAGGCGGCUAUCCGUCGUCAUCAAGGCCGAGAACGUUUUGUAGCACUGCACCGUCGUCACCCUUUUGCAAGUCCCGUGCUGCGUGAUAUUUAUCUUGCACCAGCCCGUCCAGACCUACCCUUUCGGAUACCGAGCGAAGUUCGUGAACACAGACGAAAACUAUGGCAAGCAGCCGAUCUCGUGCAAUGUGCGUAUCGCUACAGGCGGUUCCGUAUUGCACUCACCCGCUAUCGUGUUGCAGCCAUUAGAAUCCAGGCGCUGCAGCGUAUGCGUGCAGCUCGUUCGCGUUAUCGUCAUGUACGGCGACAGAUUAUACUGGUGCAGGCGCGUGUUCGAAUGCGUUUUUAUCGUGAUGCGUUCUUAGUUCUCCGAAAUGCGGUGCUACUGGUUCAAGCGGUUUUUCGCUCUGUGCGUAUGCGGCGACUACGUCGAUUAGUGCUUUGUGCUCAGCGUAAAGAAAGCGAGCGCGUGUUGUCCAGUGCCGUACUGCUGCAACGGGUUGCUCGCGGGUUUCUCGGGAGAAUUGGUACACGUCAACUUCGACUUGUUCGUGACCAAGAGUGGCAUGCUGCACUGAUCUUUCAGCGUUGUUGGUACAAGCGUAAUAACGAGUGGUCGACGUUCCUGCUACUUGGAUGUCUGCGUGAAAAGGAAAACGAAGAGCGCAUGUUUGAUGCUCAGGUACUGGCGUACAAACGCAAUCACAUGGCCAGAGUAAUUCGCCGCACCUGGCUGGCAUAUCUGGCUUCGAAGCGGAGCACAGCUGCGGGUCUCAUUCAGCGAAAUGUUCGUCGACGUUUGGCUCACCACUUUGUCGAAUUCCUGCGUCGACAGAAGAUGGCACAUCGACGGAUCAAAUGGUUCUUUCGUGUCCACCACUCUCACCGUAUUCGGACAGCGAGGUACUUACAGUUCUGGUGGCUCAAGACUGUUCCAGGACGACUACGGCACCACUUGUUCAUCCGUCGAACCGUGGAGGCAUUGGAGGACAGACGUCGUAAAUAUGAGCGAGAGGAGAAUUCUUCAUCUAGGAUGCAGGCACUGGUUCGUGGUCACAUGGGUCGGAAGGUUGCACUACGGAUGCGCUCAGCUCGUUCCAUCCAGCGGGCGAUUCGCGUACACUUAAUGCGCAAGCAUUUCAGGGAAGAGAUGGCUCGUAUUAGAGCUCUAGUUUCGCUUCAAACCGCCGACAAGUGCAUUGAUACAGCGAUGAACAAGGUGGUUGAAGCUACAAUGAAGUUGUACAACGCUUCAGCGUGUGCGAUUCAGCGCAUUUUUCGAGGCUGCCAUUGUCGAAUGCGCGUAAUGAGGGACAUCGUUUACUCGGAGUUACGGGCGCGUAUGGCAGUGCGGAUUCAGCGCAAGUGGCGGCAAAAUACUCAUCAACGAGCAGCUCGAAAGCUUUUGCAAGCUCAGAAGCGCAAGCAAACGAACCCGUUCCGAACUGAAACAUCCGUGAGUGCCAUUAUCGACAAGAUGUUGUCUUCGUCAGCUGUGUUCUACGAUCCAAACGAUGAACUUCGAGGAAUGAUGGUGCAGGAAUGGCUACAUCGGCUUGGUCUUGGAGCAAAAUAUGGCGAGCUAUUCCAGAAGAAUCGUUGGGUUUCCUCUAUUGACUCGAUAGAUAUAUUGACGCGACUUCGUGAACUCAAUAUCGACGCGUGUGGAGAAAAACUCGAGAGCAUUGGUGUCCACGACAACGAAGAUAUGCAGAUGAUGUUAACAAACCUGUUCGCUUAUCAGACGAUUCAGGAAACAAAGAGACAACGUAGGGAGUUGGCGUUAGCCCGAGAGAAGCAGGUGCUACUUAAACGAAAUUGUGACAGGGCUCAAAGGCAGUUGCAAGCGUGUAUUAACGCCCAACAAAAGUAUGAGAACGCCCUGGAGGAGGUGCUUCAAGAAGCAAAAGAGUUUCGGAAUCCACCUAAAGCUGUCCGCGAUAGACAAGCUGCAUGCACUCGCGAGCUUGAAGACGCUGUCAAGAAAACAACUCAAGUUCAUGGAAAUUGCGAAUCGUCAGCAGCGCUGCAUGCAGCACAUGCGCGUGAAAUCUCCACAUUACAACAACAAUUCGCUUCGCAACAAGAGCCGAAGGAGAUUUCAGCGGUACACAGUCAACGCAGCCUGAGAUUCAUCGAUCAGCUCAAUGUAGCUCGCGAGAUCUUUCUCGAGCGGUUUCCUGGCUUGGAUGCUCGUGCGUUUGCGUUUGUUAGUGCUCUCGAGGAGAGUCAAGUGACGAGAUGGCAGCUCCAGCGCUUCUUCGACACUUACACUACAGUAUCGGAGGUAAAGCAGAACAUGAAGGAGCUCACGUUCUUCUCCUUCGAAACUGAGGUGAAGAAGCACAAUCAUGCGAGAUUCGGCCAAUGUGCAGACAUUCUGCAAUAUGGACUUGAGCGGCUCGCCGAGUUGUUCGGAAUUUCUAUGGAGAUGAUGGUCCUUGGGGCCGAGAAUGCCACUGUAUCAGGCGGUGGUCAACAUAACAUGCUGGAGCGCUCGAUACUUGAGCGUACACUUCUUGGCACGAUUUCUGCCUCCACUAGUGCUCGUGGAAAUCAAGAAAAGGCACGAAUAUGGCAAGUGGGGGCUGCUAUAAUUGCCGAAAUGAACGCAAAAGCCACGAAAAUACAGAGUCUGUGGCGUCGACGGGCUGGGAACAAACUAGUUGCCGAACUCCGGGUCAAUCAACGCCAUAAACAAGUUCGCGAGCAAUAUGUUGCCGAAUUUCACACCGACCACGUCACGCCAUUUUGGCAGUCGGAGCGCAAGAAAGAGCAGGAAGCGCUGGAUGCGUGGCUAGCGGAAGAAGCAAAGGCACAUCGAAUACGACGGCUAUACAACAUCACACGGUAUCCAUACGUUGAGGAAUGGGAUGACGAGGCUCAGGCGUACGUGUAUGCAAUUUAUUCGCAAGUUGACUCGGCAGCGCUGCUAGGUGAGGACCUGCAGCCAUUUGAACAGACCCAGACCAGGUACUACGUCACUGAAAAGCCCACUUAUUCUAUUGAAGAAGAAGACAUUAUCAUUCGAAUCCAAGCCCAAACACGUCGCUUCCUCGCUCAGCGUCAUCUCCAUGAGCUGCAGCGCUCAUAUCGUCGUGAGCGUCGGCGUGCUGCACUUGAAGUAGAAUGGAACAACGCUAAGCAAGAGCGAGCGCAGUUGCUUACGCUCACAUUCCAAUUCCAAUUCCGUAACAAUGCACACGUGAAGACAUGGCUGAACACACGAUUGAAGUCCAAGCCUCCUGGGCCUCGUAAGCCUUCUGCAAUGUCACCAACUCGUAAGCCUUCUGCAGUGUCACCAACCAAGUAUGGUAACAGCAUUACAAAGGGUAUCGAUCCAUCCACUGCGGGCAAGGCUAAAUCUCCUACGAAGGCUGCAGGCAGAGAGCAGAAAGAAGAUAUCACCAAGGUGGACAAGGAACAAGAGCAAAGUCAUCUGGGAGUGCAUGGUACUCUAAAUGCAGCUGUUGACGCCCUCGCACCUACGUACCAUGUUAGUGUGCGUGCUGAGCAUCGCCGAAACUUGAGCUUCCCGGCCAAUUCGCGUCCUGGUAACGCACACAGUCGAGCCAUUAUUCGUCUUUUGGAAGAGCUACCCACUUUCUAUCGUCAAACAGCACCUGAAUUACAGGUAGCAAGCAGGUUAAGAUACACCAAGAUGGCUCUACGGUUCGGUUGGGAAGAAGUGCAGUCUAAUACAGCACCAGUGGUGAAUACGAUCAAUGCAUCACGGUCGUAUUAUUUCAACAAAAGCACACUCGAGACGUCAUGGGAACGUCCCGAUUACUCGUUUGACGAGCAGAUUGCAGCUAUCCAAAUCCAAGCGCUAGCUCGGAUGAUCUUGGCUAUCAACACGCGUGAGAGAGAACUCGCUUCUAUUUCGUUCGUGGCCACCGUCCAGGAUGCCAUCAAACAAGCAGCACGACUCGGUUGGGUGGGUUAUUCACUCGAGGGCAUGACGGCGGCUGUGUUUUUGAGUAGAUUUGGCCUCAUCAAGUACAUCACGUCGGCGUUGGGACAAUCUCCACUGGAGGAACUAUUGGCCACGGUAUCAUCCGAGGAAAAGGCCAAGAGCCUCGGUUGGAGCAAGGAAGAAGUUGGUCUGGUGCCGUUAUUUCCCCAAAUUUUGCCGCGCAGAUUCCCACGGAGCUGUUCGAGAGCAACAUCCGUUCCUGCCAGCAUCAAACACCCGUUCAAUAUUCUACCAAGUGAGCGUGUGAUCUCACAGCUUGUGACCCAGAGUUAUCCGAACCAACACGGGCGUGUUACUGGUCUACUCCGCGCGUUGCGUAACUCGACGACUCCGAUCUCGUAUCGCCAGCUAGAGAUGCACCUUCGUCGAUAUGCAGGUCGUCCCGACGAUGCUAUUGCAAAUGUCGGUGAAAUCACCUCACUAGCGAUAGCCACUCGAGAGCCGCAAGAGAAGACUAUCUUCGCGUUUUAUCUCCGUUGUGCUGAGCGGUGUGUGGUAUAUGCUGCCAAUCUCAAACUUACGACACUUCAGCGAGAACUGUCGGCUGUGCUACGGAUGCCUCGACACCUAAUGCCAUCUCCUGCACCACCGCAAUCACCUGCUAAAGACGAAACCAUGAGAACCAAAGCUUCAAUACCUGUCGUUCCAGUCUCUCCAGAAGAGGAAGAACGAUGGCUACAGCAGGCUUUGUCUCGAUACCCAAGUCGCGCAGUUAAAGGUCUUUGGGAAAAUGAGAUGGGAUCCUCGUUUUCACACGCCCAAAUGGCUCUUUAUCUCCGCGAAGAAGCAUUAGAGCGAGUGCUUGCUUGGGAACGCACUGCUCUACUGUGUCAAACAGCUUUCCGUAUGCUGCGUGUGCGUCGUUGGUACCUCGCUACCCAAGAAGCUCGUGCAAGAGCAGCAACUAUGAUCCAGUGUGCAUGGCGAGCGUUGGGUGCUCGGGAAGUACGAGCACUGCUUGAAUCGCAACAGCAGUCACCGUACGAGCAACGCCUGGAUAAACGCACGAACACCUUCUACUUUGUCUACACGCCUACAGACGAGAAACUGCUUGAGGAACCUCGUGACGAAGUCACAGGUGGAAUUCUGCCGUUCCGUCCCAUGAUUCAAGACCGUAUCACAAAAAGUUGGAUGUUGGCUUGGCCACACUACACACCAGCUUCUCAGAGAGCACGGACGUCUAAGACAGCACCCGGCGCUGAUACUCCAUGGGUUGCUUGUAGUCUUUGCACUGCGGAACGCGCAGCUCGCCGCUGCAACGAAUGUUACUCGCCCACUGGCGAUUAUGUGGACUUCUGUCUCGCGUGCUUCUACGACCGUCACUUCCCCACUGCUGCGAACGGCCCUGAAGACUUGAGUUGGCACACGUACACGGCGUUAAAUCCGUUGAGCACGCCGUUCUUCCGCUGUGUUGAGUGCUCCAGACCAUCGGUCAUUCGUUGUUUGCCUUGCAACGAGCAUUAUUGUGAACGCUGCUUCACUCGUGUUCACUCUCGAGGUAAAACACGCUCACGUCACGCGCGUGAAUGGUAUGCAGCCCAUGCUGCUGCAUGCGUUGAGUGCGAGAUGCGAGUAGCGUGCCAGCGAUGCCUCACUUGCCAAGAUGCACUGUGCGAAACGUGUAUGGCUCGCACACAUGCUCGUGGCCGACGUGCUGACGGGAAGGCGCACACGAUGGAAUUACUUCCGCAGCUUCUUGAGCCUGGUGACGUUUAUUGCGAGCAAUGCCGCGCACGUCGCGGUGAUGAACGCUGCGAAUUCUGUGCCCAGACACUCUGCGCAGUCUGUCACUGGAGCUCUUCAUCACCAACUGGAGUCCGUAAUAGUAGACAUGCCCUUGUAUGUGUGGAGACGGCCCUGGCUGAAAAACGACGCGAGUUACUGGGCGAUCGAGGCUUGUGUACUGAAUGUGGCAAAGCUGCUGAUCGUGAGUGCGUCACAUGCGGAGACCGAUACUGCAGCGUACGCUGGAUGGGUAACCCUGGAUGUUUUGAGCGCUUCCACGUCAAAGGUAAACGCUCCGAUCACACAUUCACGAUGGUCGAAGUGCCGACAGAAAUGCCGCAGGAAAUACUGGCACUUGAAGAGCAGGUUCGUGUUAAACGGCGACGCGAUGCUGAAACGGCCGAACAUGAAGCUAAGCGACUCGCUGCGGCUUUACUUGAAGAGGAAGGAGCUUCGGCGAAGAAGAAGGCAACUAAGACACGACAAAAGAAGACCAAGAAGAAGAAGCACUUGUCGGUGGGCGCACCUAAUGGAAAGAAGAUCUGUGCUGUCCCGCAGUGUCGACACCGUGCACUUGUCCUUGACAUCCCUGGUGCCUCGUUUUGUCCAGAGCACUUCACUCUCCAGCACGCGCUUGAGGUUGCUGAGAGAGACCCUCUGGAAGCUGCGCGGUUGCUGACGCUGGUCGAUAACGGCGGUGGACGAGUUGUAAAAAAACAAAAGACGGGAUGGAGGGGGUUGUUGCCGGGGAACUUCUUUUCACGUGGGCAACGCGAUACCAAGAAACCUCGGAAGCUGAAAGAGACGUCGACCAGCGUCCAGGUCGAAUCCUCAACCACUACGACAACUUGAUGCUUGGCGGUCUUGGUUGCGCCACACAACGCACACAACGAUUGCACUCAUAAACAAAGUCGUGUCAGCCACCAGUAUUUGAAUUGAUGUCGCUGUUACCCUCAUUAGAAAUUCUGUUCGCCGCAGUUACUCUUCAUCUUCUCGAGUCGACGCCGCUGGUGUUUCCUGCACCGAAUGAGCCUGCAGAGUCAGACCCGAGUUCGUGACCAACGACAACUCAUACAACGUAUUCUUUUUGGUAACAUCGAUCGAGAACGUGCAUCUGUUAGAGCUCUGCAGGUUUUCCGCUACCCGACCACAGCAAUAUCGUACCUCCAGUUUGCGCAAAUUGUACUUGACCGAGUCGAACUUGCGACGCAGCGGUCCGUUCCUGAAGUCGAACUGGAUAAGCUCACCGGAAAUGGCUUCAACCAUAUCCUUACACCGCUUAACUUCAUCCACCUCCCUCGCGGUGGCCUUCACGACUGCAUACCGCAUCAACUCAC
Messenger RNA from Phytophthora nicotianae INRA-310, 9326 nucleotides. RefSeq lists its product as hypothetical. The record is from RefSeq and is a predicted model, not a curated record. Gene Ontology annotation, molecular function: protein binding. The transcript is spliced from 3 exons. The coding region runs from base 301 to 8841 and encodes 2846 amino acids. NCBI's taxonomy places the organism in Eukaryota, Oomycota, Peronosporomycetes, Peronosporales, Peronosporaceae.